GUGCAAAAGCUGACAAAAUGAGCCAAUCUUUGAAUAAGAUUUUAUUUUGCGUAGUGCUACUCUUAUGCUAUUUGAAUAUUGCAGAAAAUUUCGCCACCGAAGGAAGUAUCUGCGAGGCUGGUGAAAGCAUCGGUCAAUGUGUGGGAAUCCAUGAUUAUCCCCAGUACCUGCAGGUAUUAAGGCAACGCAAUCGAACCAACGACGAAAACGAAUUUCUGUUGCGACAUCUUUGCGGUCAUACCAGCUCGCGGAAACUGUUGGCCUGUCGGCCGGUGCGGCUUAAUGAAGCUGGCUGCGGGCAACAGUUCAGUGAUCGUAUAGUGAAAGGUCAGCUGGCCGCAUUGGAUGAGUAUCCGUGGAUGGCGUUGAUUCAGUACCGGAAACCUCGAGGACAGACUGGAUUCCACUGCGGGGGUGCACUGAUCAACGAACGAUACGUUCUAUCCGCAGCACAUUGCUUUGUGGGUUUGCGCAGUGGAUGGGCAGCUAUUAAAGUUAGACUUGGCGAGUGGGACUUCGAAGCGGAUCCGGAUUGCAAUGAGGAUGAGGAUUGUGCUCCUCCAGUACAAGAAUUCGACCUGGAAAAAAUUAUACCGCAUGAAGAGUUUUCCGUGAGAGAUAUGAACAAGGAACAUGAUAUUGCGUUGGUGCGUUUGUCUAAGGAAGCAAUCAUUGGCAAUUACGUGAAACCGAUUUGUGUUCCCGAACCGGGAGAUGUUGAGUCUGAUCAGUUAUACGAUGGGAUUAUGGUUGCAUCAGGAUGGGGGAAAACAGAAAAUGCAUCCUUCAGCAGAUAUAAACUGUAUACUAAGCUGUGGGCCGUAGAUUAUUUCGAAUGCAAGGCAGCCUACGGCAAGGCUUUGCGAGUUCAGCUGGGACUUGGUCAAUUCUGUGCGGGUAGCGAUGAUGGUCGGGAUACCUGUAACGGAGACUCCGGUGGACCUCUGAUGAAAGAAGUGGCCACUCAGGGACGAUUCUACCUCGCAGGGUUGGUAAGUUUCGGACCGAAACGAUGUGGCGAGCAGUUGCCUGGAGUAUACACUAGAGUGGAAAGUUAUUACAAGUGGAUUGUGGUAAAUAUAAUAGAAUCUAGCUCGUGAAUAGAUA
Topomyia yanbarensis is the source of this 1107-nucleotide messenger RNA. Its product is annotated as CLIP domain-containing serine protease B4-like. Lineage: Eukaryota; Metazoa; Arthropoda; Insecta; Diptera; Culicidae. Gene Ontology annotation, molecular function: serine-type endopeptidase activity. Gene Ontology annotation, biological process: proteolysis. The transcript has 3 exons. Bases 18 to 1100 code for a protein of 360 amino acids. The record is from RefSeq and is a predicted model, not a curated record.